Klebsormidium nitens is the source of this 1845-nucleotide messenger RNA. The record is from the annotation of a GenBank genome assembly. Lineage: Eukaryota; Viridiplantae; Streptophyta; Klebsormidiophyceae; Klebsormidiales; Klebsormidiaceae.
AUGCUUGUAAAAGCACCAAACAACAGGAUCCGCUUCAACCUCAUUCACAAUGCUCAAGACAGAGUGCAUUACCUGGCGCCAGAAUAUCAACAACUACUGAGAUCACCCCCAGGGGCAACGUUCUACCGAGGGCUGAGCAUAUUUGAUGCGGAGCAAAGUGCUGGGGUGAUCCUCAAGCAGCUGAUCAGCCUCCUUUCGUCAUUCAAGAAGAACAGAACCACCCUUGCAACAAUGGGUGUCAAAAGCGUGUCUCCUACAACACGGGCCUACAAACAUAUGCAGGAUCUAAUUGCAGGAUUCGUGAGCACAGCUAUGCCACUGUGGUCAGGCUGCCCCCAGAAUUGUUGCAAGCUAUCCAGGGAAUACGUUCAAGAGAAGGACCGGAUACAGGCGGAGCUUGAGAACCUGCAGAGAGGCAAUGCGGAGAAGGAAACAGCUGUCGAGCAACUGACACAGCAACUAGAGACAGCACAGGAGGAGCACAAGAAGGUCCAAGAGUUGGUGCAGGUGGCAAACAAAAGGAAGGAGGCAGAGCUGACUCGGGAAUUGGAGCAGAUGCAGCUCGGUCUGAACGCAUCCAUUCAGCGACUUGAAGCUGAAGUGUCGGAGACAAGGGGUGCGUCUGUGCUGGCGCUGGGAAAGUCGGAAGCCACAAUCCAACGGCUUGAGGCUGAUGUGCUCAAGGCGCAAAGGGACAAGGAGGAAAUGGAGGCAGCGUUAACUCAAGCCCAGGAGGAGCAAGUACAGGUUCAGCUGAGGCUCAAAGAGUUGAGGAGGGCCAAGGCUGCUUCUGUACAGCAAGUAGUGAGCCUAAAGUCAACCAUCGAUGAACUCGAGGCCGAACUGUUGGCAGCGAGCACUGCCAGGCAAGCCUCUGCACAGGAGGUCGUGGGCCUGAGGUCCUCCAUCCAGGAACUCGAGGCUGCCUUGUUGGAUGCAAGAAGGGCACGGGAAGAGUCUUCAGCAUCGAUCCAACGACUCAAUGCGCAAGUGGAGGAGGCAAGGAGAGCACGUGACGCUGAGGUUGAAGAGUUGAAGAUAUGGAGGAUUGAAUUGACGAACCAGGCUAUUCAAGAGGGGUUGCGGAGGGGCAAUGCGGAGAGGGAGGCCGUCGUCAACCAACUGACUCAAGAAUUGCAGAGAGCACAUGAGGAGAGAACGCAGGUUCAGCUCGAACUCGAUGAGACGAGGCGCUCCUUAAGCAGGGUGGAAGAAGCACGUGAUCAGGCUCUGGUCACCAUCGACGACCUGAGGCAGACCAACGGCAUAGUCCAAAAGCUUGAACAGGUGACUGCGUGCUUGAAGGGAGAAGUCCUGCCCCUUGUGAAGGGUUCAAAGGAUGUGCAGGAGCUGCCCGAGGGUUCGACCAGAAUUUCCACCCUCGUUAAUGAACCUUUCAUCGACCUGAGGAAAGGAGACAAUUCCCAGGUGAGGCGGGUCGGAUGCAAGCGCGCUGUCAGAGACGACGAUGCGGGUGUUGCAGUCUUUGAGGAAGAGACACUGACAGUCAAGAAGAGGAAGGUCACACAACAUGUGUUGAGGGGCCCCGUCACCAUCAGGAGGAUCCCCAUCGAGUGUAACAAGCUCAGGGCCACUCUCGUGGUCAAGAGGGACACAAAGGGGUCACGAGGAGGUGUCCAGUAUCACGUGGAGGAGUGCCAGUGUGACACAUGUGGCGGACGCGGAGAACCCUUGCCGGUAGGGACUUUCGAGGCUGAUCAUGCAAAGAGCAGGAUGAAGAAGUGGGCCACAUCGUUCAAAGCUGUUUGCAAAGACGGAGCGCUCCUGAGCUUGAGAGACGUAAUGGACCAACCAUUCCGGGUUAAGAAUAGGAGGAAGGGCUGA